Molecule: messenger RNA, 951 nt
Organism: Ophidiomyces ophidiicola
Lineage: Eukaryota; Fungi; Ascomycota; Eurotiomycetes; Onygenales; Onygenaceae
Exons: 6
Coding region: 1-951 (316 amino acids)
Biological process (GO): transport
Molecular function (GO): transmembrane transporter activity
Source: RefSeq, a predicted model, not a curated record
AUGGCAACCGCCCUGUGGUGGACUGAUACGUCCAAGAGGAAUCGAUUCCUCAAAGAGUACCGGACGCAGGUGUCGUCAGGCGCGUCUACUAUCCUCGCGACAUUGAUAUCGACACCGCUGGAGAAUCUCAAAACUCGUAUGCAGACCGAAGGCCUUCGCGGGUAUACAGCUGGCGCGUUGCCACCGCUUGCAAGUGUCACUAUUGUGCGAGUUAUCAAUUUCACCGUAUAUCAAAAGGUGAAAUAUAUGGUAUCAGAUGCAAUCGAAAGCGCCACUGGCACUUCUCCUUUGAUUUACUACAAUACUCCUGGUAGCCUGCCGACUUUUGCAACUUUGGCUACUUUCAUGAUCGGAGGUAUGGCCGCAGGCUUAGCAGCUGCCCCUCUAGCUUGCCCUUUCGAACUUGCCAAAAAUGUAGUUCAAACUUCGGUUCUUAUGGCCAAUCGGGCGCAAGCCUCUGGCACAGUCAUUGAAAGCUCUUCUCUUCGGGACGUAAAACGUCUAACUACCACCGAGGCCAUCAAGCAGAUUAUAUCUCGCCAUGGUAUCGGCGGUCUCUACACUGGAGUUCGUCUGCAUGCACUACGCGACACCAUCGGCACUGGCAUUUACUUCGCAAUAUAUGAAACCACGAAGCAACUUAUCUCUACUUAUCAAGGAGAUAAAGGAUCUCCGUUCGGUGCCUCAAUGGCCGCUGGAGCGCUUUGUGGUGUGGUUCCUUGGAUAUGCACCUACGGCCUUGAUACGCGGAAGACUCGUGCUCAAAGUGUCUUGCUCGGGAAGUCUAAGGAGACCAAUGAAGCGACGGUUGCUGCUGCAAGGUCAUCUACAUACCGUGGUAUGACUGUCUUGCUAUUUCGCACGUCGAUCCAGAACAUGAUCCUCCUCUCAUCUUUCGAAUAUAUCAAGAUGAAAAUCAACCUCCUUCCCGUAUAUGACGAGAAGGUUUAA